Messenger RNA from Aspergillus oryzae RIB40, 1338 nucleotides. Its product is annotated as NAD(P)/FAD-dependent oxidoreductase. Bases 1 to 1338 code for a protein of 445 amino acids. The transcript has 2 exons. The record is from RefSeq and is a predicted model, not a curated record. NCBI's taxonomy places the organism in Eukaryota, Fungi, Ascomycota, Eurotiomycetes, Eurotiales, Aspergillaceae. Gene Ontology annotation, molecular function: saccharopine oxidase activity; flavin adenine dinucleotide binding; sarcosine oxidase activity.
AUGACAUCCUCCAAGUUGACUCCCACAUCAUCUAUCUUAAUUGUCGGUGCAGGGACCUGGGGUUGUUCUACUGCUUUACAUCUUGCCCGUCGAGGAUACAAAAAUGUCACGGUCCUAGAUCCGCACCCGGUCCCUUCUCCCAUUGCAGCUGGCAAUGACAUUAACAAGAUUAUGGAGCACAGGGAGGUAAAAGCCUCUGAAACCGAUCCUUGGAGUAUCGCCUUCUCAACAUGCACACGAGCUGCACUGAAAGGUUGGAAAAACGACCCAGUAUUCCAGCCAUACUUCCAUGAAACGGGGGCAAUAGUUUCUGGCCACACCGCCUCUUUGAUUAAACAUAUACAAGAACACGAAAUCGACUCGUCAGACGCCGAGUUCAUAAAAUUGAACACCGCAGAGGAUUUCCGCAAAACUAUGCCCCCGGGAAUCCUCACUGGCAACUUCCCCGGCUGGAAGGGCUGGCUGAACAAGACCGGCGCCGGAUGGAUCCACGCCAAGAAGGCCAUGUUCUCCGCAUACACCGAAGCAAAGCGCCUAGGAGUCACUUUCAUCACCGGCUCCCCUGAAGGAGACGUUGUAUCUCUAAUUUACGAGAAUGGAGACGUAGUCGGAGCCAGAACGGCCGACGGCACCGUCCACCGAGCAGACCAUACCAUUCUUUCCGCAGGGGCUGGCAGUGAUCGUCUCCUGGACUUUAAGAAACAGCUCCGUCCUACCGCCUGGACGCUCUGCCACAUCAGAAUGACGCCCGACGAGGCCAAGAAGUACCGGAAUCUUCCUGUGCUGUUCAACGUCGCUAAGGGGUUCUUCAUGGAACCUGAUGAGGAUAAUCAUGAGCUUAAGAUCUGCGACGAGCAUCCUGGAUAUUGCAACUUCGUCCCGGACCCGAAGCACGGCGGUGAGGUGCGCAGUAUCCCAUUUGCAAAGCAUCAGAUUCCUCUUGAAGCCGAGGCCCGUGCAAGGGACUUCCUCCGUGAUACGAUGCCUCAUCUUGCUGAUCGACCACUGUCUUUUGCUCGUAUAUGCUGGGAUGCUGAUACAGUGGAUCGCGCCUUCUUGAUCGAUAGGCAUCCUGAGUAUCGCUCUUUACUGCUUGCUGUCGGUGGAUCUGGUAAUGGAGCCAUGCAAAUGCCUACCAUUGGUGGGUUCAUAGCGGAUGCUCUGGAGGGAAACCUGCAAAAGGAACUGAAGCAUGCACUACGGUGGAGGCCUGAGAUUGCCGCCCAACGAGACUGGAAGGAUACGCAAAAUAGAUUCGGAGGUCCGAAUAAAGUAAUGGAUUUCCAAAAGGUUGGAGAGAAUGAGUGGACCAAGAUUGGCGAUAAGAGUCGGCUUUAA